Symbiodinium pilosum is the source of this 576-nucleotide messenger RNA. The record is from the annotation of a GenBank genome assembly. Lineage: Eukaryota; Dinophyceae; Suessiales; Symbiodiniaceae.
GAGUGGACUCUGGUGUACCACGACGGCGAUUUGAAGGGUCGAGCUGAACCCCUGAAGUUGCUGAUGGAGGAUGCUGGCGUGAAGUACGACGUGACCUCGGAAAACUUGUACGGGGAGACGGGACACAUGGAUGCCUUUCGAGGCAGCGCCGAAGCUGUGGCUCGCUUAGACAACGCUCCUUCUCCGGUCAUGUUUCCGCCAGUGAUUUGGCACCGGCCGCCAUCUGGAGACGAGGUCUACGUGAAUCAGACAGCUGCAUGCCUCUCUUACCUCGGGCGCUGCUUGGGCUAUUCGCCAACCGUGCCUGCUGAAAUUGCGCGGGCAGACCAGAUCACGCAAAAUGCUGUUGACUACGUUGCGGAGGGCCGCGCAUCUUUCCACCCGAUGGACCAGAAGGCACCCUAUACAACUCAGAAAGAGGAGGCAGAUAAGAAGUCCAAAGAGUGGAGCGCUGGCCGCAUGGGAGUAUGGCUGCAGCAUUUCGAGAAAGUCGUGAAGCGUGUAGGUGCCGAAAAGCCAAUUGCAGGCGGCUCCAGCAUUACCUAUGCGGACUUCAUGCUGUUCCACGCUUUGGAU